Molecule: messenger RNA, 8274 nt
Organism: Pomacea canaliculata
Lineage: Eukaryota; Metazoa; Mollusca; Gastropoda; Architaenioglossa; Ampullariidae
Product: GRB10-interacting GYF protein 2-like
Exons: 21
Coding region: 135-2723 (862 amino acids)
Molecular function (GO): protein binding
Source: RefSeq, a predicted model, not a curated record
GCUGUCCAUGAACCAGCAGAAGAUUUAGCGGUUCUUUUGACAGAUGCUCUUGGCGAGAAACCUGAAGAAAGCACAGAACUAGCACCAGGAAUGAAGAAGCACUGAAAUGGUUCUACACUGACCCUCAGGGAGAAAUGCAAGGACCAUUCAGUGCAGAAGAAAUGGCCCAGUGGUUCAGCGCUGGCUAUUUCACAAUGAACCUGCUAGUGAAGCGAAGGUGUGACCAGCAGUUUCAGCCAUUAGGAGAGCUCAUCAAGAGGUGGGGACGUGUUCCUUUCUUGCCUGGUGCUGCACCACCUCCUGUUGUACACUCUCCUUUGGUGAUAUCGGAGCCCACAGAAACUGUUGCCCAGCCACUUCCCUUGCACCUGCCUGAAAUCACAUCUAUGGCCCCACUUCAGCCUGCAUUGCCUGUUGUCACCUCUACUCACACAUCAAAUCUGACACUGCCUCAGGGACCAGGAAUAGGGCCAGAUCAAUUGCUGGUGCAACAGCAUCUUCUGCUUCGCAACCAACUCCUUCAGCAACAGCUGGUCAGGCAGAUACAGAUGCAAGCACUGGCACAUCUGCAGCUACAAGAACAAGAGGGUUUUAAAACAUUGGAUCCAGUGCAGCAGCAGCACCUGAACUUACAAAUCCUGCAGUCACAUCCUCUCCUGCUUCACCAGGUUCAGCAACUGCAGCAAGCACAGCAACUCCAGGUGUCACAGGGUCAACCACAAGCCACAAUUCCAGUCCAGCCUAUAUCUCAGCAUGUCCAUUCCCAGCAACCUAGCACAGACAUGGAUCUGUCCUUGCCAUCUCCCAGUUUUCAGCGGUCUAUUUCUCAACCAGCAGCAUCCACAGAACGACAAGGCGACAUGACUUCUAUAUGGGGCACAGUUUCCACAGCAGGGGCAUGGUCACAGCCAGGGAGUGUGUGGGACUUGGAAAAUGAUGGUGCGUCCUCUCUACCUAAAGCUGAUAUAGCUGACAUCGAAAAACUUCGACAGGAAAAAGAAACGGAGUUGGCAAGACUGGCAGAAGAAGAGCGGAGACGUCAAGAAGAGAUUCAGAAGCAGCAAGAGGAGCUUAGACGACAGCAGGAAGAACUGCAAAGAGAACGGGAGCAGGUGCUGAGGGAAAAGGAAGAACUAGAGAGGCAGAAACAGAUGGAGCUGCAGCGAUUAGAGGAGGCACGUAGACAACAUGAAGAAAGGCAACGACUAGAGGAGGUGCGUAGACAACAUGAGGAAGAACAGAAGAGAAGGGAAUUGGAAGAGGCUGAAAAGCGUAGAUGGGCAGAAGAGGAAGAAAAAAAGAGACUUCAUGAAGAACAAAGAAGAAAAGAAGAAGAAAAGAAGCGGUUAGAAGAAGUUCGGUGGCAGGAGGACAAGCGAAAACAAGAGGAGCUUCGUCGGAAGGCAGACGAGGAACUGGCAUUACAGGAACUCAAGAGGCAGGAAGAAAUGCGGCAACAGGAAGAGGCUGAACGGCAACGGCAGCAAAUGGAGAUCCAGAAAAAACAGCAAGAAUUCCAGAAGCAGCAACAAGAGGCACUUAGAAGGCUACAGCAGCAGCAGAGGGAGCAGUUAGCUGAUAUUCAGCUACCUCCUACAGCCAACUGGGCAAGGCAACAGCAGCAGGCAGGGGGACCACAGCAGUCACUGACAGAAAUACAACAAGAGGAGCAAAAGAGACAGCAGCAGUUAGAAUUAAAGAGACAGCAGAUGCUGAGACUGCAGGCUGAGCAGUUGGCACAACAGCAACUACAGCACCAGCACCAGCAGCAGCAACAAAAAUCUUGGGCCAGCAGUGCCGCUGUGCCCCAGUCUGCUAGAAUUAAAACACUAGCAGAAAUUCAGGAAGAGCAGGCCAAACAACUCCAAGAGGAACAAGAGAAAAUAACACAGCAACAGCAGCACCACCAACAGCAGCAGCAGCAGCAGCAGCAAACCAAGAACAUGGGCCUGUCUAUGGCAGCUGUCUGGGGUUCUGGUGAGCCCAAAUUUAACCUUGGUUCAGCUGCUUGGGGUGGCGGCUCUGUUUGGGGUUCAGAAACAUCAAUGAGUCUGUGGGGAAGCAGCUAUAAUAGCACACAGCCUACACCAGUCUCAAGCAAUGCAUCAGUGGCCAAGAAAUCGGGGAAAGAAAGCACCUCCCAGUCUUCAGAUUUUCCCGCACUGAUUAAUCGGAAGUCCAGCAGCAAGAGCCAGUCUAACAAUAAACCACAGCCCACAAAAGCUAUGAAAGAAGAGGAAGCUGUGCAACGAUUAUUUCAACAGCCUGCACAGAAAAAAGAUGACUUCACUGUGUGGUGUGAAGCUUUCUUACAGGGCAUGGAUGUCACUGUCGACAUUGAAACUUUUGUGUCCUUCCUUCAAGCCGUUGAAUCUCCAUAUGAAGUUCAUGACUAUGUUCGCAACUACCUCGGAGAAGGUAAAGAUGCCAAAGAGUUUGCUAAGCAGUUUCUUGAGAAGCGCAGCCAGUUCAAAAAUAAGGCUCGAAUGGAAAAACGACAGGAAGAGGAGAGCAUAUGGGGUCCAGCACCAGCAGUUACUCCUCGUGAAGCUCGUCGCCUGCCUCAGCAAGCUCCUCUGGAACAGAACCAUGGUGACGGUAGUAAAGCGAAAAACAAAAAGAAGAAGAAAAUGCAAAAAAUGGAUGGCAGCAAUCUUUUGAGCUUCACUGUGGAAAAGGACCCAAACAGAAAAAAUGCUGGUGAAAUUGCAAGCCUUGAUUGAAUGAAUGACACGAUUAGAAGAUGCAUGGAUGAUCAGCAGUAUGUUUAUGUGAGAAAGAGGAGGGGGGGUGAGAAUGCAGAAAUAAGAUCUGAAGGGUGGAUGCUGAGGGAGGAGAGACAGCUGAAGUGUGUUCAUGGAGAGAAGCCUGUGUAAAGCCAGGAUGCCUCUGGUGAAUGAGCUAAAGUUUGGAACAAGGUGAAAAGUGCCUCAGGUAUAACAGCUUGAUUAAAGGUGCACGACAGCUGAUGGAAGAGUGCAUGAAGGAUGAUACAAAAUCUUAAACCGGUAAAUCUUCAUUAGGGGAGCUCUAGUUUUAAGUGAUCAAGUAUUGGAAGUCUGGCAUUGUGUAGGGGUCAUUUGUUGAUGGAAAACUUGGUCAUCUUUCCUCAUUCUUUUUAUUGAUGCUUCUGCCAUGCUGCUGAUCAUCGCACAAGUGCUGUACAUGCAAAUCUUGUACUUGUGUUGAUUAGUAAUGAUGCAUGUGAGAUUGCAUGAGAGGAAAAUGUGGGUAGGAACACUAUUUGAGGUAUGGUUGUCAUUGAAAAGAGCUAAAAUCGUAUACAUGAUAUGAGAAAAACCUUUGAAAAAGUGUGGUGACAUUGUUGUACAUCAUGAAUAUAAUUAAUGGGUGGGCAUAAAUUCACUGGGAAGGGCUGGACUGAUUUGAAAGCGCAGGUAAAGAUGUUUUUCAACUUUUUAACAACCCAGGUAUAUGAAAAUGCAGCACUAUGGCGAUAAUGUCCUUGGAAAGGUUUUUGAGAUUCAGAGAUGAAGCACACUGUUUAUGUAAUGUAGAAAAAGCAGGGCAGUUGACAUGCAUACACUAGCAUCUCAGUAAAGGGGAUAUUUAGGUAGUGUACACAGCAGAUAAAACCCAAGAAAAGUCUUUUUAGGUGUUCUGUGAACCAGCAAUGUAAGCAGUUGGGAAUUGGAUGGUUGAAACAGGAAGAGAGCCAAAUGUGAACAGGUUCUAAACUAGAAGCAGAGUGUACACAGGAAGUAGAAAACACAUUUUCAUCACACUUGUGUUUCCCUUGCAUUAAGAUGCUUGGUGAACACUUAGCUAUGGUAUGUAACAGCUGGCAGAUUGCAUUGCAAAACUGAAUCACUUGACAGAAUAUCUGUUGGCCUCUUUCAUGAUGUGGAUGAUCUAUUGUUAAUGUGUUCUGCAUGGAUAUAAGUAAUUUUGAGUUACUGGAUAUAGUCCAAUACUUCUCAGGCAUAUUUUUAUUUGUAUGACAACAUGGCAGUGCUCUUUUAAAGUUUGGUUUGACCUAUAAUUCUGCUCAUCAAUUAUCCUAUUCUGGCAGCAAAUCUUUCAUUUGGUAAACACCAAUAAAUGCUAAUGAGCAGAGAAAAAUUCCAUAUCCAUAUUUUGUCACCAGUACUCUAGCUGCCAUGCAAUUUGUAGCGAAGGAGAGCACAGGAAUAUUCCCAAGUACCUCACUGUAUGUGUUAAUCUGAAACUACAUACCAUUUCCUGUACCUCUCCAGUACAGCAUAUGUUCGCAACAAUAGCACCAAAAGUGAUGUGCCUUUGGCGUCAGUAAUAUUUUACAUGUUGCAAUAUUUCCAAUACUACAAUGUUUAAGUUGUUUUGCUAUCAAGCCUGUUACCUAUCCCCUACCACAAACUAGUUACAAGAAAGAUCAGUGUUAAUCAGGGCUAGUAGUCAUAUUGUUAAGGAAAGGAUGUCAUUAGUAGGUAAUAUACCAUUCAUUUUUCCUGACAAUUGUGUACUUUCCUGCUUCCUGGCAACCCUAUGGGCUUCACUUGUUAAUAGGUCAGAGAUUACCAUUUUACAGGGAGUGCAUAUUAGAUUUAUAUCUGAUUUGAAAUAUGAAAGGAAAUCAAACAUUGCAUUUCGUUCUAAAUUUUCAGGCAUAGUGGCCAGCAACACGACUUAGUCAAUAUAUAUAUAUCCUUAAUUUUGGGGGUUAAAGUUUGUGUCUAAAUGUUUAUGCUAGGAAAUUGACCUAGGCACAGCUUCAGUCUAACACUUGAAAUGGAGUGCAGGAUUUUUUUGUUUUUAAUGACUGGAAAAAGCUUUGAAUUUUUUUCAGUUUGCAAGAUAUUUGAAAAUUUAGGUAAAUACCCCACAUUCCAUUUUCCAGAGAAAACCCUGUGGAUCAUGCCAGAAAGGCUUUUCAGCCAGUAUGUGGACCAUUCCACAAAGGCUUUUCAGCUGGUAUGAAUACAGUUGCUACCUUUUUGGCCAGGAUGCAUGUAGCCUGCUACCAGCUGAUAAUUACAGAAACUGAGGAGUAACAAUUACAGAAGAACUAGCAGACAAUGAGGAGGAAUUUAUUAUUGCGGCAUGUGCAUUGUGUAUUGUGCAAAAUGCAUUGGCUGAAGAGAAGUAUUGGAUCUUAACGAAAGCAUCUCCAUUAAAUUUUGUUAUAGAGGUGUCGGAACUGAGGUGAGAACCCUUUCUGGUGUGAUCCAUAAACAUGACCAUACACAGAAAAAGGUCAAACUCAUGACACCACAUUUGUACACUGAUAUUUCUAAUUAACAUAUGCUCCUAUUUGCUGAAACUAUGAUAGCAUGAGCUUAUUCAUGGGUGGUCUAGAUAACUGGAGUGUAAGGUGACCAGACGUUUUGGGGGCAAAAGCGGGACACGUGCCGAUGAUGGUGUCGUCACCGUCAAAGAACGCCGAAAAAAGGGGGGGGGGCGCUGUGGGGGGGGCCUUUCCUCUGACUUUGCCGGAUGCGAAGCAGCAUACGACGGUAUUCAGAUUUUUAAAGACAACCGGGACAUUUGAUGGACUUUGCCAGAAAGCGGGACAUUGGGCGUCCAGCCCGAUGAGCAGGUGGGACACAAGGUCAAAAGCAAGACUGUCCCGCCUAAUGCGGGACGUCUGGUCACCUUACUGGAGUGUGUAUGUGCAUAGUGAUUAUACACAUUUAUUUCAAGAAUGAGAAUGAGGACAUUGACUCAUCUUUGGUAAAUACCAUCUGAGCCAUGUAAGCUUUACCCCGUCAUUUGAAAAUUUGCACCCCACUAGGCCUUUAAUGCUGGGGCUGGGUAUUUUCAUUUGUGAGAUAUAGGUGUAUGACAGAUCGACUGGCUACACACAAGCCAAUAUGUUGCCUUAGGUGCUGACACUUACAGUCUGUGCUGCUCAUGACACUACCACACAACUAUCCUUCCUUUCACAUAUUAUAUCCUUUCCCUUUGGCCACCAUCACAAACCAAGGGUUUACCCCCUUUUUAAUACUAAUGCUAUUUAGCAUUGACAAAAAUGGUUUUUAGCCUGGAUGAUAGUGUGCCUGAAUGUAAUUUUUCAUUAAUGAUAGCAGUUUUGGUCAGGUGUAAAACAUGACUUUUUGCAUGGUUUAGUACUGCUGUGAUUAAAAUUUGAAUUUUCAGAGAGUGAUAAGCCUAAAACAGCAUGGUGAGACAAUGUUGCCAGUAAGAUGAUUAACAAUUAGUAAUCACAACCUGAGGUCCUAAAUGAAUUAAGUUUGUCAGAUCUUGGUGUUGAUUUGACAGUGGUACCUGGGCAGAUCUCUGUGCAGAUGUUUAUAUUCAUGCAAGAACGAAUGUCUUGAUUCAGGGUGUGUGCACACUUGUGUAUACGUUGUUUACAUUCUUGUGUCUAAUUGAAAAUGUGUAUACAUUUGUGCUCAUGUGGUGAAUGUUUCUGUGGCUCUCCGUAUGUAUGCACCUUGGAUACAUCGCCUACCUAUAGCAUAUAAGAGAAUUUUUUCAGUUAACAGAUCUACAUUUACCUUUAACAAAGGAGGUGACAAUAUUCUUGCAUACAUUUUUGCCCUAGUACAAUGUCCUGAUGGUAUCAACUUUAAAGAUAAUGAGGAUAUUGUCUGUUUUACAGAUGCUACAGCAGCCCAACCACACAACUGUUCUGUGAUAAACUGUACAUAAAAAGUCAGCACCUCCAUUUUCCUGUAUUUUCAUGCUUAUGGUCUCUGUCUUUCUGAAAUAUGUAUCAUUUGAUUUUCUACAUAUACUUCUUCCUCUGUGACCUGAACACUGCAAGAGAGCUGGUCUCAUACUGUCUCUUCCAGCUUCUGCUUUUAUUUCUUUAGAUUUUUCUCUCUCAUUCAGUUUUUGCAGAUUGCGUCCGUUACUGUCAGCUUGUCUUAGUUGAGUUAGUUUACUGGUUCAAUUGUUGCUGCGUUCUUUUAGUCUGUGAACUAUGUGUGCAGAUGGUUGUAGGAUGGUAAAGCAGACAGGCUUUUACAGAGGAACAUUUCUGUUUGUGAAUUAUGUGUGCAGAUGGUUAAGCAGGCAGGCUUUUACAGAGCUACCUUGCUAUGGCACCUGGAUGCCCUGAUGUUUGCUGGAAUGCUGUGGCUGUGAUGUUUUUAUGUCUGUUUUUUAAAAAUGUGUACCAACUGGUCAUUGUACCUAUAGUUCACACACUUUACAUUUGAUAAAUGAACUAAGUGAAGUUGACUGCCCAUUAUCUCCAGUCUGAUUAAAAGAGUAUAACUUUUUUUUUAAGCUGUUAAAAAGUUUUAUGUGAAUAUAAUGCAGCUGUCAUUCAUGAAAAAAUACCAAAAAUUGCUAUUAAAGUGACAUUUAGCAAAGAAAACUGCACAACAUAGCUUGGUAGUGGAAUAGUUUGUUAGUAGCAUGGACGGAAGAAGCUCCUGCUGAAGAAAUAAGAUUUCUAUGCAUUUUUUUUUAAUUUUAUGCUUUAAUAUUUAAAUUCUUGAUACUUUUUGAUUGCAUGCAUAAGAGUGGUCACAUGCUGCCAUCGGAUUAAAAACUAAACAGCCUUGUGCAUGUAUGAAUGCCAGUACCUGAGGUGUAGAAUUGAUUGCAGCAUCCCAGGGUUUUCUUUUUUGUUUUUACUUGGUUUGUUUUCCUUAAAGAUUUUAAGCGUUUUGAGUAUGACAGUUGUGUUUUAAACCUGACAAAUAAUGAGUUGUGAUUUGAGAAAAAACACAAGCAUGAAUGUAUAUAGUAUGAAUGGGUGGUAGUGCUAGUGUUUGGGGAUUUUUUUUCCACAGAUGCUGCCAUGCUAAAUCAGCUAAAAUUACAGAUUUUGUUAUUGUAUGCAUUUGUAAGUGUAUGCAGUCAUGAUGGUUUGAAAUGUCUACAGUAGCCAGCUCAGUAAGGAUGGUUUGGUUGCCAUUUUUUUCAGAGACAGUUUUUAAGAUUAAGUAGUUUGGUAUACUAUGGUACCAAAGCAAAAUUAGGAUUCACCAUAUAAUAACUUUAAAAUGAAGUUUAAAGGACAAUGUUAAAGUUGGCAUGGUUACCGAGUAUCAGUAUUUGUGGCUGGCUGCAUUCUUGGAUGAUGGGACUUGCAUGUUUGCUAGUGUAUAUGUAGACUGUAAGAGUCAUUUAUCAGUCUUUCCAUGAAUUUUUAUCGUGAAAAUUCAAGGGGUGUGUGUGUGUGGUUGGAGUGGGAGGGGGAUGUAGGGAGAAGGGUGGUGAUGCAUCUUUGAGGUGGCAUGGAUUCCCAUGACAUUAUCUGGCAAAAAGAUUGUGAAAAUGUUAUACUUAAAGUGUUCAAAUGCAAGUUUGUUUUUUUUUGCAUGUGUAAACAAUAAAGUGCCAAGUUAUUUUCACACA